Messenger RNA from Trichoderma asperellum CBS 433.97, 1124 nucleotides. NCBI's taxonomy places the organism in Eukaryota, Fungi, Ascomycota, Sordariomycetes, Hypocreales, Hypocreaceae. The record is from RefSeq and is a predicted model, not a curated record.
GGCCAAUCCGCGUCCAGAGCAGCUGCCUGAGCCACACAGCUAUCGCCUUGGCGCAGAUAUCGCCCAGGGCAUGGCGGAAACGGCAGAUGCGCGGAGUAGAGGAUACUUGCCGCGCUGCCAGCUGCCGCUGCUUUCCGCGCAGGAUCGGCAUGUAGACAUGUACUUAGUACCUGCCCCAUCGCAUCUCAGCCACACGUCUACCCUCUCCUCCCCAAGUCUCUCCAGGGCUCUCCAGCGCCGGGCCUCAAGCUUUUGGCGCAAGCCACCGCAAACUCACCCCCUUGUUGCCAAAGAUGCGGCAUGUCAGCCCAUCGACACAAUUCCAGGGCAAACAUCCUCCUCUUAUAAGUACUGCCUGCAUGCCCGCACCCGCACCCGGACUCUGGAAACGCUCUCCCUGCUGUGCAUUUCCAUCGUCUUGCGGCACUGCCUGAUCUGGCGCGGCUGCCCGUCCCAUUGGCCCUUUUCUUUGUCAGCCCCAGCAAAACUCAGCCCGAGAGGCAGCGCCGAAAGCCGCCCUUCAGCCUCGCUCGCGACCUCUCCUGGCCGCCUUCGGGUUGCCCAUCCAACACAGAGCCGCAGUCCUCCGACAUCCUGCUGCGGAUGCGUGUGCAUGUCUUCGACGCCUCUCUGCUGAUCCAGGCUUCUCGCUGCUGUGCUCUCUGAUUAUCCGGCAGCAUGGCGACGUCCAACUCAGUCCCGGCCUCGGCUCCAAAACAGGAGCCGUUAGACGCCCUCCAGUCACUCAUCAACGAUGUUGUAAGUCUAGCCAUGCUUGCGUACCAUUCAGCUUCUCGCGGCUUAUUUCAUCAUCUUGCUGUUCUUAUUUCAUUCUCUUCAUCACCAGCUAAUCAACCAUCUCGCCACCAAAGCUCGUGCAAACUGGAAAGGCCCUGCGGGCAUCGCGUAAAGACUCUCGCGGGAAUCUGACACAUAUCCCUGGCACUUCACAAUCCAAGCUGCCAGAGACCAUUCGGCUCUUCCACAACGCGCUGGACGAGCUUGAAGAGGAAAUUGUAAGCAACCCCCCAGUCUCUGUUCAUUCACACACUCACCUCCCCCUAUUCUCCGAGCCCUUGCUUCUUUGUUGUUUUCUUUGGCUAUUCAUCGCUUACUCUCUUUGU